Messenger RNA from Paramecium pentaurelia, 1343 nucleotides. NCBI's taxonomy places the organism in Eukaryota, Ciliophora, Oligohymenophorea, Peniculida, Parameciidae. The record is from the annotation of a GenBank genome assembly.
UAAUGUAAGGAAUUGACUAAAUUGAUGAUAUUGGAGAAUAAAUAAUUUCAGAAGUGAUAUAGAGAGUACAAAGUAACUUUACGAAAUUCGAAAAGUUUAUGAAUAAAUAGAAAAAUUAAAAGGUUAUUUUAUUAUGUGGAAAUACAGGGGCUGGAAAAAGUAGUCUCUAUAAUUGGAUAUUAGGAGCAGAUUUCAAAAUAAUUGAGAAGGAUGGAGUAGGUUAUUUGUAACCUAUUCCUACUAAUGAUGAAAUGUAUAUCUCAAAAAUGGGAACAAAUUCUACUUCAGUUACAUAAACAUUUAUUUAUGAAUAUAUUUAAGAAAUGGAUCAUGUUCUUGUUGAUCUCCCUGGAUUUGAAAGUACUAUUAAUGAUUAUCAUAAACUAUUUAUUGAUUUACUCUUUCAUAAAAUAACAACAACAUUUUAAACAAAAGUAAUUUAUGUAUUAGACAGUCCAUAAAAGGAAUUGUAAAAUAGAGGAAAGGAUUUUAUAUAAUUCAUCAAUUAAUAAUUUGGGCUCGAUAAAAAGAAUAUACCUAAAAUUGUUCUAAUAAUUAAUAAAUAUUCUGAAGAUGGAACAGAUAAUGAACAAAUAUAAAGGGUUAAAGAAUAAUUGUAAGAAAGAGUUGAAUUUUAAGGAGGAAUGCUUUAAAAUAUUUUUAUUGUACAUAAAAUUAAAAACUUUGAAAUGAUUAAAUAAGUAUUUUCUGUUCAAGCAAGAUAAAAUAUUAUUCAAGGUUUGUAGAAAUCAGAAAUAAUCAAUCUGUAAUCUAAAUAUGCAGCAAAAUUAUCUAGUGGGGAUAUAGUAAAUAAUUAUUUAUUGUAAAAGAGUACAUAUUAUUUUAAAGAUCUAAAAGAAAAGUAUAUAUAAAUAAAGUAGUUGAUUGAUAACAACCAGAAAUUUUCAACUGUUCCUAAUAAAUAAUAAGAAUCUGAUUCUAGUUCAAAUCUACCUUAAACAAUUGAAGGUUUAAAUUAAUUAUACACAUGUAUGAUUUAUAAAAAAAAAUCUGAUAUUUCAGAGAGUUAUGACUUUUAGAAUUUUAAAAAAAUAUAUCAUUAUUUUCUACCUUAUUAAGAUAAUCUAUCUAGCUAUUUUUGUAUGAAUAAUUUAGAAAGUGGUGAAAUUACAAGAUUCAAUAGUGUACUAGAUUACUUAUAAUAAAAUAAAAACUCUACAAAUUCUCUAACAGACAUAAAUGAUGAUAUUGUAUAUAAAUAAGUAUAAUAAGUAAAUACAACAGAAAAUCAAUCUAGUAAAUGGAUAGAUCUUGUUGGAAAUGUUGCUAUGAUUAUUGUAGUAGUUUUUAAGAAAGUUUAUUGGUUUUAUUAGGUAAAAUGA